UCACUUCCUCUUGUCGCUUAAUUUAGACAUACGCCAUCAUAGCUGACCACACUUUGAGUGUUGACAGGCUGACGGCACUGUGAAUAAUGGACAACACUGCUCAAGGAGGUAAAGCGUACGGUCUCCUCAAGGCUCAACAGGAAGAAAAACUGGAUUCUAUCAAUGAGGCUUUUCUGUCAGACCCCACGUAUGCAGAAGAGGAAGACCUAAGUUCAAAGCUUGAAAUGUUUAAAAAAAAGUACGUGGAGUUUGAUCUUAAUGACAAAGGAGAAAUAGAUCUAAUGGGGUUAAAGCGAAUGCUGGAAAAACUUGGCCUGGCCAAGACUCACUUGGAGCUGAAAAAGAUGAUGGCAGAAGUUGCCGGAGGGCCAUCAAAAGACACUAUCAGCUACAAUGACUUCCUGAAUAUGAUGCUGGGAAAGAGAAAUGCAAUUCUGAAACUGAUCUUGAUGUUUGAAGGCAUGGGGAAGGAGCAGGAGCAAAAAGAUGUUGCACCACCUCCCCGCAAAACAUUUUCAGACCUGCCUUGAAAGAUACCAAUUCCAGCAGAGAUGAUUUUUUUUCAUAUUUUAUUACAACCCAGAUAAUUAAAAUAUCAAUGUCAAUAGAAGAAAAAGCAAGCAUAGUAUAUAAUGUCCAUUAUGUAUGAAGUUAAGAAAUUGUAAAGGUUUUGUAAAUAGAAGGCUACCAAAACUCAUAUGAUGUGGCUUUAGCUACUUAAUUAAAUACAACGGUUCUUAUAAUAUCUGGAUUGUAAGUUUGUACCCAUUAUCAUAUCAGACAAAAUACUGUACUGUAUAAAGUAUAGGAGUAGCACUGUGUUAAGGGCAAUAUUGACAUGAUAUAUUUCCUGUUGGUGUAAUUAUUUUGUUGGAAAUUCAUUAAAGUUAAAGUAAAGCAAA
This is a messenger RNA of Gasterosteus aculeatus aculeatus (three-spined stickleback), 902 nucleotides long. Its product is annotated as allograft inflammatory factor 1-like. NCBI's taxonomy places the organism in Eukaryota, Metazoa, Chordata, Actinopteri, Perciformes, Gasterosteidae. The record is from RefSeq and is a predicted model, not a curated record. Gene Ontology annotation, biological process: actin filament bundle assembly; ruffle assembly. Gene Ontology annotation, molecular function: calcium ion binding; actin filament binding. Gene Ontology annotation, cellular component: actin filament; ruffle membrane.